ACAGAUUUGGCGCCAUAUUUCCAACAAGGAACACUACUGCAGUGAAAGAGUUCCGUGUCUGACAGCAAACCAAAAUAAACUGUGGUUCAUGCAGCUAUAGCGCUUUUUAUCUCAUUCCAAAGGUUUUAAUCGACUGUUUUAAAAUGUUCAUCACGGACAUAAGGAAAGAGUUUUACGAGGUGGUUGCCAGCCAGAGAGUCGCUCUCCUGGUGGCGUCAGACAUCGACGCUCUCUGCGCCUGUAAGAUCCUGCAGGCGCUCUUUCACUGUGACCAGGUCCAGUACACGCUUGUGCCAGUCGCAGGCUGGCAGGAUCUCAGCACUGCUUUCCUUGAACAUAAAGAGCAGUUCAAGUACUUUGUUCUCAUCAACUGCGGGGCGAAUGUUGACCUUCUUGAGAUGCUGCAGCCCGACGAUGACUCCAUCUUCUUCGUCUGUGACACUCACAGACCAGUAGAUGUAGUAAAUGUCUACAACGACGCACAGAUAAAGCUGCUCAUCAAACAGGACGACGACCUUAGUGUGCCUUCUUAUGACGAUAUCUUUCGAGACGAGGAUGAGGAAGGAGGUGAUUCUGGAAAUGAGAGUGAUGAAGGCUCAGAGCCUUCUGGGAAGCGGAGGAGAUUUGAUGAAGGAGCUGUGGAGAGGAGAAUUGAAAGAGCGCGAGCAAAGAGGGAGUGGGAGGCACGAAGGAGAGAAAUCCUGUUUGACUAUGAGCAGUAUGAAUAUCAUGGGACCUCUGCUUCCAUGAUGUUUUUUGAGCUGGCGUGGGUGUUGACCAAAGACACCAAAGACAUGCUCUGGUGGGCCGUCAUCGGGCUGACAGACCAGUGGGUUCAUGAGAAAAUCACACACAUGAAGUACAUUACAGACAUCGCCACAAUGCAGCGACAUGUUUCCCGCCAUAACCACCGAAAUGAGGACGAGGAAAACUCCCUCUCCAUCGACUGCAUGAGGAUCUCCUUUGAAUACGACCUCCGUCUAACCCUCUACCAGCACUGGUCUCUGUAUGAGAGCAUCUGUAAUUCAUGUUACACAUCAUGCAACUUCAAGCUGUGGACGUUAAAUGGACAAAAGAAACUCCAGGAGUUCCUUGCGGACAUGGGACUACCACUGAAGCAGGUGAGGCAGAAAUUUCACUCCAUGGACAUGUCAAUCAAAGAGAACCUGAGAGACGUUAUUGAGGAGUCGUCCAUUAAAUACGGAAUGAAGGACAUCAGGAUCCAGACAUUUGGUGUUCAUUUUGGCUUUAAGAACCGUUUCCUGGCCAGCGACAUGGUGCAUGCUACCACAGCCCUUUUGGAGAGCACUGAGAAAGACGAGAGCGAUGGUGACAACUUCAUUAGAGCUCUGGACUCUCUGUCCAGGAGUAACCUGGAACGUCUCCAUGCAGGCAUAGACCUGUCUAAAAAGAAGCUUAUGGCGAUCCAGCAGACUGUUGCCAGCUGCAUCUGUACCAAUCUCAUCCUGUCUCAGGGACCCUUCCUCUACUGCUACCUCAUGGAGGGAACACCUGAUGUGAAGCUCUUCUCUAAACCCAUGGCGUUGACUCUGCUCAGCAAAUACCUCCUGAAGGCUUUUGUCCAUUCUACAAGAAACAAGCGCUGCAAACUGCUUCCGCUCAUCAUGGCUGCUCCCAAGGACGUGGAGAAGGGAACUGUCAUUGUUCUGGGAAUCCCACCUGAGUCUGAGACGUCGGACAAGAAGAAUUUCUUUGGUCGAGCGUUUGAGAAAGCUGCAGAGAGCACCAGUUCCAGAACUCUUCAUGACCACUUUGACACUUCAAUAAUCGAGCUGAAGACAGAGGACAGGAGCAAGUUCCUGGAUGCACUCAUCACUUUGUUGUCAUGAGAACAAACAUGAACAGGGUUGAGUUCUUGGUUUGUCCCCCAAACAGCGUGGGUGCUUCUUUAGUCUGACGUGAUCAAAAUCAGUAAGACAUGAGCAGUUUUACCAGGAAACAAGAACUUCAUGACAGUUCAAUCAGUUUUGUUUGUAUAUUGUUGUACAGUCUUUCUGUAAAUGUGUGGAAGUCGUAUUUUUGGUUUUAAUUUCUCUUUUCUGUCUUUUAUUCCUGCUUAUGUAUGUGAGCUUUUUUAAAUGUUUUAACCUGUUUAAUAAAUCAAAGUAAGUGAUAUUAA
This is a messenger RNA of Notolabrus celidotus (New Zealand spotty), 2140 nucleotides long. RefSeq names its product CDC45 cell division cycle 45 homolog (S. cerevisiae) (gene cdc45). Gene Ontology annotation, molecular function: single-stranded DNA binding; chromatin binding; DNA replication origin binding. The record is from RefSeq and is a predicted model, not a curated record. Bases 144 to 1850 code for a protein of 568 amino acids. Gene Ontology annotation, biological process: double-strand break repair via break-induced replication; mitotic DNA replication preinitiation complex assembly; DNA replication initiation. Gene Ontology annotation, cellular component: DNA replication preinitiation complex. The transcript has 18 exons. Lineage: Eukaryota; Metazoa; Chordata; Actinopteri; Labriformes; Labridae.